Molecule: messenger RNA, 2262 nt
Organism: Microstroma glucosiphilum
Lineage: Eukaryota; Fungi; Basidiomycota; Exobasidiomycetes; Microstromatales; Microstromataceae
Product: tRNA pseudouridine synthase D
Exons: 4
Biological process (GO): pseudouridine synthesis
Cellular component (GO): nucleus
Molecular function (GO): RNA binding; pseudouridine synthase activity
Source: RefSeq, a predicted model, not a curated record
ACCGAGAAGGAUGUAGGCAUCCAAGAGUACGUCUCUCCCAAACUUGCCCCCAUCGAGGGAAUCAUCAAACAGCGUUUCAGUGACUUCCAGGUCUUCGAGAUUGCACCAGACGGGAAAGUCUGCCGUUUGACCGAUCUGGGUCCCCCACCUGCUUCCUUCCCUCCGGCUUCUAGCGACGAGCUGGACUUGCGUCAGCAGCUCCAGCGGGAGAAUGAUGAGCGCAAUGACGAGACCGGAGAGCUGAAGAGGCAAAGGCAAGAUGCCCAAAAGACGGAGCGGGAGGCGGCCAAAGCAAAGAGGGAGGACGAGACUGCCAAGGCCAGAGAGCACGUCUUUGCUUGGAAUGAGGAAGAUGUGGAUCUGAGUCGAGAGGCAGAGCUGGUCGAACUCAAUGGCGAUCCCAGAAGGGUCAUCACUGAGCCUUUGAGCAGCAAGGAGCUCCGAGGCAAGGUGCACCAGGUCGUCCGCGAGGUCUUCAAAGGACGUCUUCUCACCGAGACUGCUGAGGAAAAGAAGCCGGUCAAGACUAAGGAAGACGAAGAGGAUGAUCUCAUGAAUGCCGGAGCCAAUGCUCCUACGCCUCCUGUAGCGCCACCUGCAACCAACUCCAUUGCGAUCCGAUGGAACCCUAAUCCCGCCGGUAAAGAUGCUCGCACUAUGGGCCUUGGCAACCACAAUCGCAAGACUGAGGAAGCCGCCCUGCCUCCUUACGUUCACUUCUUCUUGCACAAGACAAACCGUGACACUCAAGAUGCCAUCAGCAUUCUGGCUCGCAGUCUCAAUCUCGGUGGGCCCGCUAGCGGAAUCGCAAGUCUCAACAAGAUUGCAUCGAAGGAGCUCACUGUUGCUGGUACAAAGGACAAGAGGGGCGUCACUGUACAACGGGUCUGUUUCAGACGGGGCAGGAGGACAGCCGAGGAUAUUUGGAGGUGUGUCAACGGCAUCGGUAAAGAGCUCGAGAGGGGAAGUGGCUUCGGUGCACAGAGCAGCGGACCACGCAAGACAUUACUCGAUGCCGUGACCAGUCGAGGUGACCGCGGUGUACGAAUCGCUCAUCUUGAGUACUCGGACAGGCCUCUAUAUCUGGGCAAUCACAAGGGCAACCGUUUCACUAUUAUUUUGCGCAAUGUCAAGACUGACAGCGACGACACCAUCUACAAGGCUCUUGAUGUGCUCAAGACGAAAGGUUUCAUCAACUACUACGGCAUGCAAAGGUUUGGAACUUCAUCCAUCUCCUCUCACGUCAUUGGUCUCGCGGUCAUCAAAAAUGAUUUUGCUGGUGCAAUCUCCCUCUUCCUGGAUCCGAGGUCAGACGACGCCGAGGAGAUGACAGUCGCCAAGACCUUCUAUGCCCAAGGCAAUGUACAUGAAGCUCUCAAUACCUGCCCACGAUGGGCGACUGCAGAGCGAGCCAUCUUGGGCAAGAUGGUUGAAGAGGAGAAGAAGCUGGGUCCAGGCAGAGGCUUCAAUGAUUGCGCUGGCUACUUUACUGCCAUUCCCAAGAUCUUGAGGACUAUGUAUGUUCAUUCUUAUCAGUCAUACGUGUGGAACAAGACUGCCUCCGAGCGGGUGAGGAGGUUCGGCGUUGAGGGACCUGUCGAGGGUGACAUUGUAUACAACGAGGACACCAAGGAGGAGGAGGAAGAGGCUGUGGCGGAAGAUGCUCGUGAAAUUGAAGAGGACGACGAUGCCGACACGGCAACAGUGGACGAUACUGCCAAUGCCUCAACGAGCGAGGGCAGAAGAGUCAAAUACCUCACCGCCGAGGACAUUGCUACUGGCAAGUACACUAUCCACGAUGUCCUGAUCCCCUCCUGCGGAUCGUCUGUCUCUUGUCAGCCAGGCAGCUGGAUGGAGAGCUUCUAUGAGGCGACGCUAGCAGAGGACCAAGUCAGCAUGGAGACCCUAUCGCAGACCAAGGGACGCAGUUCGGAGCUGAUGCUCAAGGGCACUUACCGUAAGCUGAUGGGCAAGCUCGAGGACGUACAAGCUGCCUUUGUCAGGUACACCGAUCCGGAUCAGGAUCUGAAUCAGUCGGAUGAAGAUGCUCUGUUGGAGCAGUCAGCGCCCAGUCAAAACACAGUCGACGCUGAUGAGGUUGCAGCGACUCGAGACGCUUCUCCGCCCGAGUCAUUCCUUGCGAUGAAGAUCUCCUUCAAUCUCAGCACCGCUUCGUACGCUACAAUGGCUCUCCGCGAGCUCUCCAAGCAGGAUACUUCUUCUGCCAAUCAGAAGCUCCUGACAGAACAGAGCGAGGACCAA